AUGAGCUGCUACUAUGGCAACUACUAUGGAGGGCUGGGCUAUGGCUAUGGUGGCCUAGGCUGUGGCUAUGGCUGUGGCUAUGGUGGCUAUGGCUGUGGCUAUGGUGGCUAUGGCUAUGGUGGCCUAGGCUAUGGCUAUGGUGGCUAUGGUUAUGGAUGCUGCCGCCCACUCUGCUACAGAAGAUAUUAUUCCUAUGGCUUCUACUGA
Molecule: messenger RNA, 207 nt
Organism: Marmota flaviventris (yellow-bellied marmot)
Lineage: Eukaryota; Metazoa; Chordata; Mammalia; Rodentia; Sciuridae
Source: RefSeq, a predicted model, not a curated record